Messenger RNA from Tripterygium wilfordii, 1159 nucleotides. Its product is annotated as serine/arginine-rich SC35-like splicing factor SCL30. The record is from RefSeq and is a predicted model, not a curated record. The coding region runs from base 167 to 961 and encodes 264 amino acids. Gene Ontology annotation, molecular function: RNA binding. The transcript has 8 exons. Lineage: Eukaryota; Viridiplantae; Streptophyta; Magnoliopsida; Celastrales; Celastraceae.
GAAUCUUCUACAUCCAAUUUUCUGAUCUAUAAAAGCUGUCGCCUGUCAGAGUCCUUUGUCAUCGAACGUCUCCAGUUUAGUUGUACGCAGCCAUCACUUGGUAGUCGGAUUCGCUCAUCCUCUUCUCCGUCCGUCUUGGUGGAUUCUCGCUUUCAACGGCACUAUCAUGCGGAGAUACAGUCCACCAUACUACAGUCCUCCAAGGAGGGGAUAUGGAGGAAGGUCAAGGAGCCCUCCGAGGAGGGGGGGCGGCGGUGGGUAUGGGAGGCGCAAAGAGCAGAAUAAUGGGAGCCUCUUGGUUCGGAACAUCCCUCUCGAUUGCAGGCCAGAAGAACUACGUAUUCCCUUUGAGAGAUUUGGCCUCGUUAGGGAUGUAUAUAUUCCAAAGGACUAUUACACAGGGGAACCUCGAGGGUUUGCAUUUGUGCAGUUUGUGGAUUCUUAUGAUGCCAUGGAAGCUCAGCAUCGUAUGAAUGGACAAAUAUUUGCUGGAAGGGAAGUAACUGUGGUUCUUGCUGCACAGACAAGGAAAAGACCUGAGGAGAUGCGCCAUAGAUCUAGGGUUCGAGGAGGCUAUGGAGGAGGGCAAUCAUCAUAUUAUGGGCGUCCUCGAUCUCGUUCAUUGUCCUGUUCGCGCUCCCCACACCGUCGGCCGAGUUCUAGAACUCGGUACCACUCAAGGUCGUACUCUCCUGCCCCGAGGCGGCAGGGAGACUACUCUGUGUCCCCUGGUAGAAGGCAUGCAGACCGCCCUAGAUCGCCCAGAGGUCCUCCACAGGAGGAAGACGGUGCUCACCAUCGCAGGUCAUACUCUCCAGGUUAUCGCAAUGGUGUGGAUGAAAUCCAAAAUGGCAAUGGCCAGAAAUCUGGGUAUGAUUCCGAGGAUGCACGUGCUCGAUUGAUAUCAGCUGGUAGAGUAUCAAGGUCACCUUCAGGAUCCAGAUCUCGAUCUGCUUCCUGAAAAAAGGAAAAAGGGCAAGGCAACAUCAGUGGCAUGAUAGUUUGUACCUGGUUCUCAGUUUCGUAUUGAGAAAGUUUACUAGUUUCCUGUGAAACUCCAAUGUUGUCGUGGCUCUAGGAAGAAAAGUGGAUAUCUUUACCCAGAACCCCAAAAAACAUUAUCUGUUUAAUUUUCCCUUAAUGCUCUGAGUUUGCGAUA